Molecule: messenger RNA, 2298 nt
Organism: Eruca vesicaria subsp. sativa (arugula)
Lineage: Eukaryota; Viridiplantae; Streptophyta; Magnoliopsida; Brassicales; Brassicaceae
Source: the annotation of a GenBank genome assembly
AUGGGAACAAAGUUCUUAGCUCUGGGUUUGUCUUUGUGUCUUGUCCUCUCAAGCUUCUAUGAAGUUUCUUGCCAGGAUGAAGGAACUCCAGGUUUGAGUUUGGAUCUAAUCGAGCGUGAAUACCAAGAUAAUGUCAAGUCUCUUCAAGGCAACGAAGGAGAAGAUCAAUCUGGUGGUCAGAAAAACAGUACAGUGACGGUUAACAAGACUAUCUCUCUGUCGAUAUCGGAAGAAUCGGUGGAAACCCUUAAAGAUUCUACUGUUACCUCGUCUCAGGUAGGAGCUGUUACUGAUGAAGGCGUUCAAGGUUCCAGUAUGUUGGACCAUAUCGAACUUGAGUUCCAAGGCAAGUCAAGACAUUUACUCUCACAUAUCAAUGAGCUUAAGAAGGCUGGAUCUGAUGGUAUCAACAAAGUUGAUGAAUCUAAGGAUGAUGAAGAACUUGCUGCUCAGAGGAAGAAAAUGAUGGAAGAGAUUGAACGCGAGUUUGAAGCUGCUGUAGCUGGAUUUGAAAAACUCAAGAUUGAUGGUUCCACUCAAGGAAAAGAUGAUGAACACUCUGCAAUGAGACAAAGUAUGUUGGAUGAGAUUGAACGUGAUUUUGAAGCUGCUACAAAGGGUCUUGAACUUCUAAAGGCUGAUGAUUUAACUGGAGCCAAUGAUGCAGAACAUGGUAAAAAGAAAUCUCCCAUUACUCUGUUUUUAUCCUCUGUUUUUUCAGAAGCUACAAAAGGUCUUGAAGAACUAAGGCAUUCCACUUCAAGCACAGAUGAUGCAUCACACUCUGCAACUAGAACAAGUAUGCUAGAUGAGAUCGAACGUGAGUUUGAAGCUGCUACAAGUGGUCUUAAACAGCUAAAGAUUAAUGCUCACACUGUCCAAGAUGAUGAUAAAGAACAAGCUGCCAAAAGACAGAGUAUGCUGGAUGCAAUUGAACGGGAAUUUGAAGCUGUUACCGAUAGCUUUAAACAGCUUGAUGAUCUCGCUGAGAACAAAGAUGAGGGAGACCAAUCUGCAAAGAGGCAAAGUAUGUUGGAUGAGAUUGAGCGUGAAUUUGAAGCUGCUACAAGUAGUCUUAAGAAACUAAACCUUGAAGAUUCCACUCAAGGAGAUAACACUGCAGAAAAUGCAAUGAGAAAUAGCAUGCUUGAAGCUAUAGAACGCGAGUUUGAAGCUGCUACAAAAAGUAUUGGAGAGCGGAAGGCUAGUGAUUCAACCCAAGGCAAUGAUCAUGAUGAACACUCGGCAAGUAGACAAAGUAUGCUUGAUGCUAUUGAACGCGAGUUUGAAGCUGCAACAAGAGGCCAUGUAGAAUAUACUUAUAAAGCACAAGUUGAAACUGAGAGAAGCAGUAUGUUGGACGAAAUCGAACGUGAAUAUCAAGCAGCUGCAAGUGCAAAGGCUUCUGGAAAAUACUCAGCUGCAAAGAAUACACAAACCAUUAGUACAGUGCAUAAAACUUCUGGUGGAUCCAACUCUGGUUUUAGCAGUCUUCUAAAGUCUACAGAUGGUGUGUGUGGUUGUUUUAACAAAGACAAAGAUGGUCUUAAGGUAGACACAGAUUGUUCAAUUAACAUAGGGGAGAUACUUGCUGAAGAAUCAAACUUCCAGGGCUCAGAGACAUCUAGCCUCACCAGUUCAUUGACCAAUCUUGUUCACACUCAUAGACAAGAAACAACCUCAAAGGGAGGCACAGUCCUUGUCUCAGUUACUUCCACCACAAGCGAAUCAGAGAACAUAGAGAGCUUAAAGCUAACCCUAAAGAAGCUAAGAGGUCUAAGCGCACGUGAUCUUGUAAACCAUCCCAACUUCGACGAGAUUAUAGAAGCAGGUACACGUUACGAGGUACUCAGCUCAGCUUCAAUAGGUUACAUCUCUUUGCUAGCCAAAUACAAAACCGUCAUUAAAGAAGGACUCGAGGCUUCUCAGAGAGUUCACAUCGCUCAAACUCGUGCUAAGCUUCUCAAAGAAACCGCGUUGGAGAAGCAGAGAGCCGUGGACGCAGAGUUCGCGUUUGCAAAGACUCUUGCUCAUCAGGGAGACGCGUUGUCUAUCAAAAUCUUUGCCAUCAAGAAACUGUUGGUUAAGCUUGAAGCGGAGAAAAUUAACAUUGAUCUUAAGUUCAAGUCAACGGAGAGUAAUCUAGCACGGCUUCUCAAGGAGGCUUCUCAGGCUUAUGAAGAGUAUCAUGUGGCUGUGCGUAAGGCUAAGGACGAGCAAGCUGCUGAGGAGUUCGCUCUUGAGACGACCAAGAGAGCAGAACAUAUUUGGGUUGAGUUUCUUAGUUCGCUUAAUUGA